CAUCAAUACACAUGACAUAAUUCUCUCUCUAACUCUCAUCUCUCUCAAUAUUUCUCUUCAAUGUCUUGUCUUCUCCAUAUCUGAAUUCUCUCAACAUGGUAUCAGAGCAUACGGGUUAUUGUAGCUAGCUCAGUGUUGGAAGAAGGAGAUUGAAGAAUUGAGAGUGCGAUUUGAAGAACCGUAUGUGUUCUGUGUUCGAUUUUUUAACCUAGAAAUUGGAAAUUGUAUUUCAACCUAAAUUCAAUUGAAAAUUAAGACUGUGUAAUUUCUUUCGAACCUAAAUUCAUUUGAAAUUAGGGCUUCUAGUGAGAUUUGGUUGUUCGUACACUGUGAUAACAUUUCUAGCAACUUUUGUUCAAAACCUAGUGAAUUCUGCAAUAUUCAAUCACAGUUAUGGCGAUUGAUAAAGGAAAUACCAAUACGAAUGCUACUGGAGUCCAUAUUCAGAAUCAAAACACUCAGAAUGAUCAAUAAUCUGAGCAAGUUCAUCAUAAUCAUCCGCUGUAUAUUCAUUCUUCAAAUACUCAAGAUGCUCAAAGUAAAGAAGACUGAACCUGUUACAAAUGUUGCAAGGUUGAAUUUAGAAAAAAGUUCAUCAGGCAACACACCAGGUACAUCUGUUACAGCAGGUAAAGAGACAUAUCUUGGUCUUCUGUCUAAGUUAGUUGAGUCUAACUGGAUAGUUGACCCUGGUGCAUCUAAUCAUAUGGUGCACAAUAUAAAUCUACUCAAAAGGCAUAAGGUGUUGGAUAUGAAGAAUAAGAAUAAAGUAAGCUUACCAAAUGGAAAGCAAGUAGACAUAAGUCAUAUUAGUGAUGCUUCUAUUCUGCAGGAUAAAACAAUUCAGAAUGUUUUGUAUAUACUAGAAUUCAAAAAUAAUUUGCUCUCAGUAUCAAAAAUCCAAGUCACUAGGCUGUCUUGUGGAAUUUUUCCCUGAUUUCUGUGUCUUUUAAAGGUGGUCUGCCUAAGGAGAAUCAAGUGCAGUAUAAUAAUGCAUCUUCUACUUCUGUAUAACUAUCUGAUCAUUUUACUUCUAAUAAUGUCAAUAUUAGUAGCAUGAUUACUGAGAAUAAAAUGUGUGAUAUUUCUAUAUGGCAUAGGAGACAAGUCGUGCUCCACUCAAGGUAUUAGCUCAGAUUACUUUGUUACAUAGUAUGACACCUAAGGAUCAUCACUGUACUGUUUGUCCUAUUGCAAAGCAAUCAAGAUUGUCAUUUUCUACUAGUACAACUCAAUCUAAAUGUGUUUUUGAUUUGGUACAUGCUGAUGUGUGGGGUCCUUACAGCGUACCAACUUAUAAUGGUAAGAGAUAAUUUUUUACUCUGGUUGAUGACUAUUGUAAAUUCAUUUAGAUCUUUUUAAUGACUACUAAAGCAGACAUUAUUGUUCUUUCUAAAGACUUUCUUCUUAUGAUAAGAACUCAGUUUGACUGUAGGGUUAAGUGCUUGAGAACUAACAAUGGGACUGAGUUUCUCAAUGAACAGGUUAGUUUUUUUACUAAAGGAUCACAGUAUGCUCCAUCAGAUCUCUUAUGUUUACACACCCCAGCAGAAUGGGGUGGUGGAAACAAGGCACAAAACUAUCUUAGAUAUGGCAAGAGCCUUGAGAUUCCAAGCUCAUGUGCCCUUGAAAUUUUGGGGUCAUUGUGCUUCUACUGCUGUUUACUUGCUCAAUAUGUUACCAAGUUAGUUUUAGGUGGCCAGUCCCCUUAUAAAAGAUUGUUUCAUACUCCUCCAUCUCUAGAUCACUUAAGAGUGUUUAGUAGUUAGUGUUAUGCCUCUAAGGUCAAAAAGACAAACCAGUUUAGUCCAAGAGCAGUACCUUCUGUUCUAUUUGGUUAUUCCUCUUCUCAGAAGGGCUACAUUCUUUUUUACUUAAGUUCUCACGAUGUCUUUGUUAAUAGAGAUACUGUCUUCAAAUAACAUAUAUAUUCCCUUUCAAAACUUCUCAAUCUGAUGUCUCUCCUAUCUUUCUUGUCCUUACUCUUAGUAUUUAUGAUGACUAUGUUUCUACCACUGAUCAAAUACCUAUAGUGAUGCCCUCUCCACCUGAGUCUCCUGUUCCUGCAGAUGUUCAGGCUGGUCAUUUGCCUGAGCCUGCUUCUAUUCUUGAUCCACCAUCUGUUCCUCCUGUUGAUGUGAGAAAAUCUUCUAGAUCCACCAAAACUCCUGCCUGGAUAUCUGACUAUGUCAUUCCCUCUAAAGCCAUUACUUCUGCUCAUUCUCUGGUCAAUUUUAUGUUUUAUGAUCACAUAUCCCCUUAGCACAAGGCAUCUUUGCUUUCUCUGCUAUUAUUGAACCAAGAUCUUUUGCUAAGGCUACUAAGGAUCCACUAUGGACCAAAGCCAUGGAAGCUGAACUUGCUGCUCUAGAAGAUAAUCAUACAUGGUCUCUGGUUGAUUGUAAAUGGGUGUUCAAAGUAAAGUAUAAGUCCUCAGGAGAGGUGGAAAGAUACAAGGCCAGUAUCUAAGGGCUAUAGCCAACAAGAGGGGUUAGACUAUUCUGAGACCUUCUCACAUGUAGCUAAGAGGGUGACUGUCAGGUCUAUUAUUGCUUUAGUUGCUUCUUCUUCAUGGUUUGUGUUCCAGAUGGAUGUCUACAAUGCCUUUCUUCAAGGUGACUUGGUGGAGGAUGUGUAUAUGCACAUUCCUGAUGGCUUUGCAAGCCGAGAGAGUCACAGAGGAAAGUGUGCAAACUUCACAAAUCAUUAUAUGGUCUCAAACAGGCUCCUAGACAAUGGAAUCUAACUGAAGCUCUAAUAGAUAUGGGAUUUGUGCAGUCUAAUUAUGAUUAUUCCUUAUUUACUCAACAGAAGGAAAGUAGUAUUUUGAUUGUUUUGGUUUAUGUAGAUGAUCUGCUGGUGACUGGAAGCAAUCAUAAACUAAUUGAACAAGUGAGAAAAUAUCUUCAAACUAAGUUCAAAAUGAAAGAUUUGGGUGAAUUGAAAUACUUUCUAGGCAUUGAACUUGCCAGGUCUGAAAAGGAAAUUCAUCUGUGUCAAAGGAAAUAUGCUCUUGAACUAGAAAUGGGGUUGAAUGAUAGCAAGCCAUAUGGUACACCACUUGAAUUCAAUCACAAGAUCAAUCCAGUUGAUUAUGAUACUUUGUUUCAACCUGAAGUAGCUGAAUAUGAUACAGUAUUGUCUGAUAAAAGUAGUUAUCAGAGGAUUGUUGGUAGACUGUUAUAUUUGACCAUGACCAGACCUGAUCUUGUACUUGUGUGCAAGUUCUUAGUCAGCAUAUGCAUGCACCUAAGUCAUCUCACAUGGAAGCUGCUAAGAGGGUGGUUAGAUAACGGCCUUGGUUAUUUUAUGCCUGCAACUAGCAGUAUGAAGUUGAAUGCAUAUUGUGACUCUGAUUGGGGCUCACGUGUUGAAACAAGGAAGUCAGUUAUAGGGUAUGUGGUGAAAUUUGGAGAUGCUUUGAUAUCCUAGAAAUCGAAGAAGCAACUGACAGUGUCCAAGAGUUCAGUAGAGGCUGAAUUCAGGAGCAUGGCCUCUGUUGUGGCUGAAAUAACUUGGUUAAAUGGUUUGUUCAAGAAACUGGGCAGAAAUUUGGUGUUACCAAUAUCUCUAUUUUGUGAUAGCAAAGUUGCUAUACAAAUUGCAGCUCAUCCCAUCUUUCAUGAGAGGACUAAACAUAUUGACAUGGAUUGUCAUUUUGUAAGGGAGAAAAUUCAAGAAGGAUUGAUCCAGACUCAGCACCUUGGAACCAAAGAACAACUAGCAGACCUGCUCACUAAAGCUCCAUGCAAACCUACAACAUGAAUAUUUGGUAUGCAAGCUGGGAAUGAAGAACCUGUUUUCAUCCAUCAGCUUGAGUGGAGAGUGAAGAAGACUGUGGGACUAGUGAGGAAAUAACUUAAAAUUAGGGGAGUGGGAUGUAAAAUGUUAGUUAGUUACAGCUAUACAAAAUCAGUUAGUUAGAGUAGUUAGAAGAUAUUUUUAUAUAUACUCUGUACAGUUCAUUUUUCAUCAAUACACAUAUGAGAUAAUUCUCUCUCUAA
Messenger RNA from Lycium barbarum (goji berry), 4004 nucleotides. RefSeq lists its product as uncharacterized. Lineage: Eukaryota; Viridiplantae; Streptophyta; Magnoliopsida; Solanales; Solanaceae. The coding region runs from base 2764 to 3432 and encodes 222 amino acids. The record is from RefSeq and is a predicted model, not a curated record. The transcript has 2 exons.